Molecule: messenger RNA, 968 nt
Organism: Salvia hispanica
Lineage: Eukaryota; Viridiplantae; Streptophyta; Magnoliopsida; Lamiales; Lamiaceae
Product: RAP release 2, galactose-binding-like domain protein, putative (DUF1997)
Source: RefSeq, a predicted model, not a curated record
CUCACACCACCAAAACUCCCACACCAAAGCAGCAUUUCGAAUUCCCCAAUUUCUUCCAAAAAUGGCGUCGCUCACCCCAAAUCCCAUCCAAUUCAACUUCAGAAACGCCAAAUCCCCAUCCAGGAGGUCCGUUCCUCCGUACCUCGUCGUACUCUCCAACCUCGCUUCCUCGCCGGAGGAUUCCUCCAAGCCCGCGCGCCGCAUUUCCGCCGAUUCCGGCCCCAAAGCUCGAUUCAUCGCGCGAAGAACUGAAUCCGUAUCCGUGCGCCAGCUCCAGCGACCGCUCACUGAGUACAUGAGCUUGCCGGCGAGUCAGUACUCGGUGUUGGAUGCGGAGAGGAUAGAGCGAGUGGACGACAAUACGUUCAGGUGUUAUGUGUAUAGAUUCAAGUUUUUCGCGUUUGAAGUUUGUCCUGUUUUGCUGGUGAGAGUGGAGGAGCAGCCUGAUGGUUGCUCCAUUAAUCUCUUGUCUUGUAAGCUUGAGGGUUCGCCCAUUGUGGUUGCUCAGAAUGACAAAUUUGAUGCUUCAAUGGAGAAUAAGAUAUCCUGUGAUAGCCCAAGAAGUGAUUCACCGGUUCAGAAGUUGACUUCCAAUGCAGUCAUUGAGGUUAGCAUUGAAAUUCCUUUUGCAUUUCGUGCAAUUCCAACACAAUCCAUUGAGUCAACUGGCUCCCAAGUUCUGGGACAGAUACUGAAGGCUAUGCUUCCCCGAUUUAUGUCACAGUUAGUGAAGGACUAUCAAGCUUGGGCUUCCGGAGAUACUUCCAGACAGCCUCUUGGGACGGGUGAGAUUUGAAACUAAGCUUUCUACUUCAACUCAAGCUAUUUGUAGUAGCUCUAUUAUGGUUCAAGUACAUCUUUCAGUUCAACUAGGAAAAUUAGUGAUUAAUGCUGCAUAAAUGUGUAACUAAUGGUUCCUUAAUGUGUGUUGCUUGCAAAUUCACAUGAAUCACAUGUUCUUUAUUCCA